AUGACACUUGACUUAGCAUUUCCCACAAGAGAAAAGGUUGCAUCAACCUACAAGAAGGACCGGUUGUACAGGGAAGGCAACGGGUUUUUUAUGUAUGUGAGGUGUGGAGGAUGCAGACACACUACGUGCUGCUACUCGCACUCGCAGACGAACAUCUCCUGUCCAGGGUGCGGAGAUAUAAUCCUGACGUCCUCAGGGGGGAGGGCGAUUGUGUCACCCAACUGUGAGUUCAAGAGGAUCAUAAGAAGUAUUGAUUAA
Messenger RNA from Encephalitozoon intestinalis ATCC 50506, 258 nucleotides. RefSeq names its product 40S ribosomal protein S27. Gene Ontology annotation, cellular component: ribosome; cytosolic small ribosomal subunit. The record is from RefSeq and is a predicted model, not a curated record. Bases 1 to 258 code for a protein of 85 amino acids. Lineage: Eukaryota; Fungi; Microsporidia; Unikaryonidae. Gene Ontology annotation, molecular function: RNA binding; structural constituent of ribosome. Gene Ontology annotation, biological process: translation; ribosomal small subunit assembly. The transcript has a single exon.